Molecule: messenger RNA, 1746 nt
Organism: Phanerochaete carnosa HHB-10118-sp
Lineage: Eukaryota; Fungi; Basidiomycota; Agaricomycetes; Polyporales; Phanerochaetaceae
Exons: 3
Source: RefSeq, a predicted model, not a curated record
CCAGAGCCACUCAAAGUCAUUCUAACAUCCCCACAUACCUCAUGCACCCGUUGUCCUCCCACCACUCGCUUUCGCUCUCUUAGGCUCCGUACGAAAACACAGAAUACUCGAGUUCUGGACGCCAGCUUCUUCUGGAGGAAGGGUGUCCUUUUAGUAGGCCAUUGCCCAUCUUGUGGAGCAGACCACUAUCCGGACCGUAUUACCUACCGUGGUGUACAAGGAGAACGACUUCAACGGCUCGAAUAUCAAGCAACAUACUUACGAAUUUCCAAGCACGGCUUAUGGGUGGAUAGACGAGUGGCCCUCGGUCAAGAGAACGCAGUUCGCGAGUUUCGUGCCGGGUGGUCCAACUUUGCAAAGUGGAUCAGCGCAAUGACUCGUGAUGGCCCUGCUAUGACAUACCGCCAGUCUCGCCGUCUCUUCAUAGAGCACUUUGGAAGACGUCUUUUGCUGGCCCAUGGACAUUCAGCCUCUUUUGCCUGCCCUGCCAAUCUCGACUCAAGCAUGUUUGCGGAACAUAUCCGUGAUAUGAUUGGGAAGGACGGCGGAACAUUAGCAAGGUCCCUGCAGCAUGGAUGUAUGGACUGCACACACCACAAGCGGUAUCAUACCGAUCUGCUAGACGAAGGUGCUGUCCUUGAUGAUGACCCGGAAAGUGCGGGCUUGGCAGGUGCUAUAGACUUACCCAACUCACCAGAGGAUGAUGAUGGCUUGGCGCAUCAAGAAACACCUGCAGGCCUUCCUAGACGGCCUCCGAGGCAAGAGGGCCCCCCUCCUAAUGCGCCACGUGGAUAUGUCCGCAUGGCGGUCAUGGAUGGUAAAGUAGUGGGCCAUCGAAUCUGUGCAGUAGAUGACUGCACGGCACCGCUAUUUAAUUUCAAGAAUGGCCGUUUUUGCCGCGAGCAUCUCGAGUUGCUUCGUGACAAGUGUGGCAUCAUACCAUGUGGUCGGCUAAGACGAGCCGGAAAUGCUCUCACCUGUGAUAAUCCUGCACAUUCUCAGUGGGAGGACGCUUGGGCAAACAGGUUUCAGCGCAUCUCCUACCCGACAAUCAGACGCGUUAUCCGUGAGCGGAGACAAGCAGAUGGAAACGAAGCAUUCCAUCUGCAGCUGCCUCCGCUUGGAGACAUACCUGGCAAUCAAGUUGUACACACCUUUCGCGCUCGAACAGUGUACUGUAUCGAGACAGUUCAGUGGUCUUGCGGUAUGCCCAUCGGCUGGGGAAAGUGCUAUAAGUCAGAAAGUACCCCGCAAGUGCUGUCUAUCAUGAACAGAAUCUGGGAAGAUAACUUUGAUCUCCGUCCUAGUUUCCUGUGCUACGAUGACGCCUGCGAUCUUUUGCGACAUAUAGUGACACAGAAUGUGGAGGACCCAUGGCUCAAAUCGACGAAAUUCAUUGUCGAUGCUUUCCACUACGUCAACCACCGGGCCACAGAUGUUCUCUGCCGUUUAUGGUGCAACCCGGCCCCUACCAAUGGCUCUCAACCAGAUCUCGUAUUGGUAGAAAGGGAUCAACAGGGACGUACCCAUCAAACUCGUGCAUUCAACACCGAAACGGCCGAACAGCUGAAUGCUUGGCUUCAAGGUUACGAAGCGCCUCUUCGCAAUAUGACAGACGUCAACUUUGAUCUGUUUGUCCAUGCGCUUUUCCUACUCUUUGCUGAAGAUGUCCAAGCACGGAUAGAGCGUAAAGACCGUGCGCUCGGGGAGGAGUUCUGGGAGAACAUGCAAGAAGGAGGAGAAUAA